AUGUCGGCCGUCAGGAUACUGCGGGCACCAGCUCGGAAUGCCUUUAAAUCCAGCCUUAGAUGUUUUUCUUCCCUCCCCCAAAGAGCAGAACCCAAAUCGUGGACGCCCAUACCGUACAUUACAGAAACAAUAGGAGGCGGCUUUCCCGAUAUCUUCUCUAAACUGCUCCAAGAACGAAUCGUCUGCCUCAAUGGCGAAGUAAACGAAAGCGUAUCCGCAGCGGUUGUCGCCCAACUCCUCUACCUCGAAUCCGAUUCCCCAGAAAAAGCCAUAACCCUCUACAUAAACUCACCAGGCGGGUCUGUAACAGCCGGUCUAGCAAUCUACGACACCAUGUCCUACAUCCGAUCGCCAGUCUCUACAGUAUGUGUAGGACAAGCUGCUUCCAUGGGCUCGUUACUGUUAUGCGGAGGAGAGAAGGGGAAGCGCUUUUGCCUCCCGCAUUCAAGUGUCAUGGUCCAUCAGCCAAGUGGGGGUUAUUUCGGGCAGGCAAGUGACAUUGCGAUUCAUGCGACUGAGAUAUUGAGGGUACGGAAACAAUUGAACGAGAUUUAUCGGAGGCAUUUGACCAAGGAGCAUAGUCUGGAUGAUAUUGAGCGGUUGAUGGAGAGGGACAAGUUCUUGAGUGCUCAGGAGGCUUUGGACAUGGGGAUUGUAGAUCGCAUUUUAGAUAGGAGGGAGGAAGAGGAGAAGUCGAAAGAGGGGGGU
This is a messenger RNA of Lachnellula hyalina, 708 nucleotides long. It is a transcript of the gene clpP, whose product is annotated as ATP-dependent Clp protease proteolytic subunit. The annotation marks the transcript as partial. Gene Ontology annotation, cellular component: endopeptidase Clp complex. The record is from RefSeq and is a predicted model, not a curated record. Gene Ontology annotation, molecular function: ATPase binding; ATP-dependent peptidase activity; serine-type endopeptidase activity. The transcript is spliced from 4 exons. Gene Ontology annotation, biological process: protein quality control for misfolded or incompletely synthesized proteins. Lineage: Eukaryota; Fungi; Ascomycota; Leotiomycetes; Helotiales; Lachnaceae.